Messenger RNA from Indicator indicator, 564 nucleotides. It is a transcript of the gene CLEC19A, whose product is annotated as C-type lectin domain containing 19A. The coding region runs from base 1 to 564 and encodes 187 amino acids. The record is from RefSeq and is a predicted model, not a curated record. Lineage: Eukaryota; Metazoa; Chordata; Aves; Piciformes; Indicatoridae. Gene Ontology annotation, molecular function: signaling receptor activity. The transcript is spliced from 5 exons.
AUGGGCAGCGGCUGGGACGUGUGCGCGCUGCUCACCGCCGCGCUGCUCGCCGCCCAGGCUUUCCCCCAGACAAACAUAAAGAUCAGCCAAGCCAUGCCAGAGCCUGUCCACGCCUACUCCUGCCCACUCUUCUGGACUGAGUAUGAAGGGCAUUGCUACCGGUACUUCCCCAUCAACAAAACCUGGGCUGAAGCUGACCUCUAUUGUGCAGAGUUCUCUAUUGGCAUCAGAUCAGCCAAGCUGGCUUCCAUCCACAGCUGGGAAGAAAAUGUCUUCGUGUACGACCUGGUGAACAGCCGCGUGCCUGGCAUCCCCACCGACAUCUGGACAGGGCUCAACGACCUGCGGCAGGAGGGUCACUUCGAGUGGACAGAUGGCUCCUCCUAUGACUACCACUACUGGGACGGCAGCCAGCCCGACGACGGGAUCCACUCGAUUCCCGAGGAGGAGGACUGCGUGCAGAUCUGGUACAGGCACAGCAGCGCGCUGCGCUCCUGGAAUGACAACGCCUGUGGCAGAGCCUUCCCUUUCGUCUGCAAGAUCCCCUCGCUGGCCCUGGACUGA